Messenger RNA from Cryptococcus wingfieldii CBS 7118, 1389 nucleotides. RefSeq lists its product as hypothetical. The transcript has 11 exons. The record is from RefSeq and is a predicted model, not a curated record. Lineage: Eukaryota; Fungi; Basidiomycota; Tremellomycetes; Tremellales; Cryptococcaceae. The coding region runs from base 1 to 1389 and encodes 462 amino acids.
AUGUGCCACGAAACUCCGACAUCGCAGUUCAUUGGUACUCUGGUCACCACUAUCGGUACUUUCUACUUCAUCUACCACAUCUGGGCGUAUGACAAGGGGAAAUGUCUCAAGUUUACCAAGAGGACUGCUUUCAGAUGGUUGAUUGUGUGGAUGUUCAUCUUAUCGAUGCUCCUGUUUGAAGCCUGGGGGAUCAUUCUCACUUACGUCAAAUACCAAGAAUGGUACAUGGUCCACAAUGGCGAUAUCAUCCCAGUCCCCUUCAGCGCCUGGUCCGAUUCCCGACAAUUCCUCGUCCGCUCCGCCUACCAGAUCCUCUCUAUUGCGUGGCUGCUCGUCCUCGCCAUCCACUCGGAAGAGACGCUUUACUGGGCUUAUCUCAUCGGUGCGAUCAGGGGAAGGAACACCAAGAGUUGGUAUAGGAGCGUCCACUUCAAGGUCUGGAUAGCCUGUUGCAUCUUUGUGGCUGGGGUCGUACCUGGUGUGGCAAACAUCGAGACGCAAAACCUGACUACGAUGGAAGACAACAUCUUUCUCGUUGGGUCGAUAUCGGCUUUCAUCCUGUUCAUUGGGAGUAUCUGGCUUCUCUUUGUGUUCCCCAAAUUCAUUCAAGAGUCUCGACGUCAGGGGGCCGCUUUGGAUGUGAUUGCACGGCUGCAGUAUUUCAAGGAACUCAACAGUGUCCGGACGUUGUUCCGUCUCCUGUAUUGCAUCUCCAUCCUCACUCUCGCUAUCGACGGUCGGACUGAAAGGAAGGUCGUCAACUCGAACCAUUUCUGGCUCGAUUGUUUCUACAUCUCCGGCCUCUUCUUUGUCUUUACUUCCAACUCGCUGUCACUCAUGAUCCUCCUCCCUCGUAACAUGGCCGACGAAGCGGGCUUCACCCAGGCCCAACAGGUAUUCGUCCGACAGAACGUGAGGCAGCGGGAUUUGAGAACGCGAGGCAGGGGGCAAGAGAGAGAGCUCGAGUUGCCUAGUACUUCGACCAUCGACCGUAAAUUCUCGCCGUACACCCCGCCUCCUACAGACGACAUUGAGUCCGACGCCAUCCACCUUACUCAGCUGCCUUCCCCUCGCGCUGCUCCGCACCGUGGAUCCCAGCCCUGGCAGGCACUGGGCGAAGCGCUCAAUAUCGAGCAACAAGAUCCCGAGAUGGGGUACAACGAUAGGGUUGGCGAGACUUCAAAGGCGUCGAUAUCAGCGUCGGACUUUGAUAAGCCAUUCGCAAUGAACAGGGGAGAGAGGUUGUUGAGAGAUGGGGAGAACAUUGAGCAACCGACACUUCUGAACCACUUCCGCUCGCCGGCGGACUUUACUGAUCCCCCAACGCCCCGCGACUUAAACAUCGUCGUUGUGACAGAUACUGUUGAGGUAGAGGAAAAGGGCCCAUGA